AUGACCCCCCGCCUUGGAACUUUACCUGUCACACUAGCUGCAGCACCGGGCCCUGUAGUGCCACCUCGGUGUGCAAUUGCUGUCGUCGUGCCCCUCCCUUCUUGCGAAUAUGACCCGCUGAAGCCUUACGACGAAGACUACUUUGACCGCGCUGUUGAUACGAUCUUAUCUGAGCAAGCCGCGUUGGAAGAACCCCAAGACGACAUGGAUAACCUCGAGAUGGAGGGUUCAUUUGGUUAUGCUAGUACAUCCGACUCAACAAGAUUUGAUAUUCGCAACACUCGACACUUCAGUCAAAGCCUACCGACAGAACUGAAGUCACCACAUUCUGCCAAACGUUCUGCACCUUCAACACCUUCUCCUGUGAAUUCUCCUGUAAUGUCUACCAAACCUACACCUACUCCUGCAACUUCAAUAACUCCAACGGUUUAUGCCCCUGACUGGGAGGAUAGGGCUAUCUUCGCUGCUGUGGGUCAUGUAAAGCGAAUGCAGGUCCUGGAAGCUAUUUCCAAGAACCCUCUUAUGCUGAAGUGCCCACUCCUACGCUCCGAACGAAUCCACUUAACCACAGGAAUCCGUGCUGUUGCUGCGAAUGCGGGAAUGGAGGAGGCCAACAUUGAUGCAUUGAUUGAAUAUGUGCGACUAGUCUACUUCGACACGCACCACCUCAUUAUGACAGAGAACAACGAAUCCAUGUUUGGAUUUGAGAUUGAAGAUCCCAUCCUCACGCACCCAGAGCGUUCGCACCGCAAACGACGCCACAGCACCUGGGAUUCUGACGAGGGGGAGAAGCCUAAGAAAAGCAAUAAAAAGAGGCGCCGCUCAAAGAAAGAGGAAGGUACCCACAAGGCUCCGCGGACUGGUGACUCUGCUGCGCCAGUCAACGGCGAAGAAUUAGCAAACGUAUCUGAAUCUCAAAAAAUUGGUGAGGCCCAAGUGGACGAACACCAGGACAUCCAUGUGUCCAAAAAAAGCAAAAAAAGCGACAGGUGUCACUCGAAGACAGAGGAACGUAGCCACAAGGCCCACUCGACUGGCGACUUAACUAUUGCAAUGAAUGACCAGGAACCAGCAACGGUAUCCGAGCCCCAGGAAAAUGGGCAUACCCUGGCGGAUCAAAAUCAGGACCAUGGUGUGUCUAAGAAAAGUAAGAAAAACAAGAAAAGCGAACGGCGCAAACCAAAAACAGACGAGCACGGCCCCAACGCCCAGUUGGCUGGUGACUUACUUUCCGCAACGAAUGACCAGGAACCAACAACUCUCUCUGUACCCGAGGAAAAUGCCCAACCCCAGGUGAGUGAACCCAAGGACCAUGAGGUGUCCAAGAUGAGUAAGAAAAGCGAACGGCGCAAAUCAAAGACAGAAGAGCGCGACCACAAGGCCCAGUCGAGUGGUAACUCGAAUACCGCAAUGAAUGGCCAGGACCCAACAACUGUCUCUAAAUCCGAGGAAAAUGCCCACCCCCAGGUGAACAAACCCCAGGACCAUGAUGUGUUGAACCCUCGCGCAAAAUGGAACGAUACCGCUCAGGCCAGCCAAGGUAAAUCGUCUGACAUGAUUCACCCCACUGAACCCAGGCCUAACAACAAUUUGCAUAGUCGACGGAACACUUCCCUGCACUCCUCUCGUCAGAAUGGCCACCCGAUAGUGGGAUCCUUGAAAUCGCAAGAGUCCCAACACUCAAGACCUCACCAAGGACCAGUUAGAGACUCGGCUCAAGUAAAAAGAGACAGUAGUAAGAGAAAACGCGCUCGGCAGGCCGAGAAGCGUCGAACACGUAUGAGCGAAUCGAAACAGCCCGAAGAUGCCGUCGAUGCUGAUGCCGUCGCUGAGGAAUUGAUCCUGUUGCCGUCCUACCAUCAAGAUCCAACACAACUUGCAGUAAAAGAGCGCCACGGGACUUUGGGUGACGUGAAGCAACCCCAAGAUGUUGUCGAUCAUGUCAUCCAGAAACAAACCUUGCCGUUCACUCAUCUGAACUCACGAGUUCCAGGACAAAACCACCGAGCAACUAUGGAUGCAUUGAAUCAGCCUGAUGAUGCCAUCGAUUCCUGUGAUCUAUCCCCCGAAGAUCUGAUAUUGCCGCCCACUCAACACCAAACGGCGCGGCGUUCCGAGAAAAAGCGCGCAGCAAGUACGGGUCUCCUGAAGAAGCCCGAAGAUGCCGUCGAUACAGUCGCUCAGGAAAUAAGCUUGCCGGUCACUCAUCGAUACCCGGCACAGUGUUCAAAGACAAAGCGCGCAGCCAAUAUGGGUUCUCUGAAGCGGCCCGAAGUUGCCGUCGAUGUUUCUGUUGAAAACUCCCUAUUGCCGUCUGCUUCACAGCGCGAUUCGAAACGGCAUGCAGGGAAGAAGCGCGGGGCAAGUAUGGGUCAUUUAACACCGCCCGGGGAUCCCGCCGAUGCCGAUGCCGCUCCCGACACCCAAGAACCAGUUUUGCCCACCACCCCACAGCAAAAUUUGACCCGACAUUCAGUGACAAAGCACCGAGCAACCAUCGGUGAUCUGAAGCACACCGAGGGUGCCAUCGCUCAAAAUCCAAUUUUGCCUUCCACCCCACGACGGAAUGUGACAAAGAGCCCACAAAAACAUUCUCCAUUUCCGCCUCUGCCCGCAAACCCAGCUGAGUGGGAUUUGGAUUUUUUUUGA
Penicillium soppii is the source of this 2649-nucleotide messenger RNA. RefSeq lists its product as uncharacterized. The transcript has a single exon. NCBI's taxonomy places the organism in Eukaryota, Fungi, Ascomycota, Eurotiomycetes, Eurotiales, Aspergillaceae. The coding region runs from base 1 to 2649 and encodes 882 amino acids. The record is from RefSeq and is a predicted model, not a curated record.